Messenger RNA from Fusarium verticillioides 7600, 1783 nucleotides. Its product is annotated as programmed cell death protein 5. The record is from RefSeq and is a predicted model, not a curated record. Gene Ontology annotation, cellular component: cytosol; nucleus. The transcript is spliced from 4 exons. Bases 101 to 490 code for a protein of 129 amino acids. Lineage: Eukaryota; Fungi; Ascomycota; Sordariomycetes; Hypocreales; Nectriaceae. Gene Ontology annotation, molecular function: DNA binding.
CGUAACCCAAUGCCCCUCCUACGAUGUGCAAAGCAGCCCCGCGGCGUCAGGCUGAUCUCGCGACUCACCAAAACGUUGAAGAACGUCACAUAUCAAAAUCAUGGACGACGCAGAGUUGGAACAGUUACGAAAAGCUCGCCUGGAGCAACUGAAGGCUGAAGCCGGUGGUAGUGGAGGCGGUUCUUCUGGUCAGGAACAACAACAGCAGCGCCAACAGCAGCAAAAUGACGCUCGCCAACACAUCCUCAACCAGAUCCUCCAUCCCGAAGCCGCCGACCGUCUAGGCCGUAUCCGACUUGUGAAGGAGGAGCGCGCCGCCGACAUCGAGAACCGACUUAUCACACUUGCGCAAACCGGCCAACUUCGACAGAAGGUCACUGAGGCACAACUCAAGGAGCUUCUCAACGCUAUGUCGGAGAGCAAGGAGGAGGAGAAGAUUGUUGUGAGCAGACGCAAGGCGUGGGACGAUGACGACGAUUUGGACCUGUAAGACGUACCUGUGAUACCAUUGAAUUGAGGAUUAGAGUGAGGAAACAAGGCGAAUUCGUGGGCGGGACCUGCUUUUCUGUCUCGAGUAAAAGGAAACAAAUUGAAUGUGAUGGCUCAAGGUGCAGAAUAUAGGAAUUCUUCCUCAGACCUUGAGGGGAAAAUCUGCGUUGUCUGCUCGUAUGAUUUGAUGAUGUGCAUGGUUCAAAUGAUUUGACAGAUCGGGAAUCUUGGAACAACAAUAAUUUUGGCCUCAAUAACAACGCUAAGUGGUAAUUCUAAAUUUGACAUUUAAUACAGAAGAGUACAAGUAUUGCAAGAGAAGUCAGAUGGGAGAAGGAUACUCAGACAAUUAUAGCCCCUGCUCUCUCAGCUCUUUGAGUCUCUUCUUCUCCUCCCUCUCCCUCUUUCUCUCUCUUCCCAGAAGACAUUAAUGACUUCUUUGCUCCGUGCCCCAUUCUUCAAAGCCCAGGGUAGGUAUAUCGAGGCAAAUCGCUGCCUCUCGCUCCUCUUCAUGGUAGCUGCCGCAAAGAUACUUAAUCCCGUCAUGGGAAGCAACGUAUUCGCAAACUCGAAAGCCUUGAGUGCAACCUCACCCUCGCGCACGAUAGGCAGACCAGUCAGAGCGUGGUAGAAGUCAUGACACUCGCGAUAUCGCUGCAUGACAUAUGCGCACUCUUCGUCGUCGAUGUACCGCACCGUAGCUCGAGUAUCGGGGGAGACGCCUUCGCGAUCGAGCCAGCCUACAUAGGCGCGGCCAACGGAGUUUUCGGGUAGCGCACGUAGAGCUUCGAGGGAAAGGGUUUUGGAGGAGAUUCGAGGUCGAGCUCGGAGGAUACGACGGCCGGUUGGAUCGGCGAGCAUAGCGUCGCGAAGGCGGUAGAUGAAGUAUGGUGUGGCUGUGGCUUCGCCAGUAGCAGCGAUGAGGUCUGAGGGUGAUCAGCUAGAGAAACAGAGGAUUCCCGCAGGAAAUCAAACUGCAUACCAUGGCGAUAGGGAUCGAAAAAAGACAUUACGCUGGCCCCAAUGGCCAGCCCAGCCCGCUCAACUCUCGUUAGAGGAACAUGGCCUGGGUAGUUUGGCGGGGGUCGGUUCAAACUUGUGAAGCUCCUCGAUGACAAAGAAGAGCAGGAUGCACAAGAUGUUGCCCGUAACAAGGUACUAACAUUCUGGGCAGAUCCAAUUGACCUUAGUUUAGGAAGUGCGCUCUUCAUUUGGGCUCGUUAUCUGAGGAUGAUGAUAGUGGUUCGAUGUUUAAGCUCUGGCGAUGAUCUAACAGGCUAGGCCAUGACUCAGC